AUGGCGCGUCAAUGCCUCUUCCUCCUCCUCCUCGUCGCCGCCGUGACGCCAUUCCGGGUGACCGGCGCCUCCAAGGACGUCACGGGGGGCUACCUUCUGUACGACUGCGAUCCGGAUCCACGGCGGUCCACCAAAGGCACCGCGUUCGGCGCCAGCCUGAGGCCGCUCCUGGCCGCCCUCCCGUCAGCCGCUGCGCCGACGAGCUUCGCCUUCCUCCAUUCCGGCGGGACCAGGCGGAGCAAUAACAGCACAGUAUUCGCCCGAGGCCUCUGCUUCGGCGAGUCCCCGGCACGGGGAGACUGCCGCGAGUGCCUGGCCACCGCCGUCGAGAGGGCCGGCCACUGCGACGGCAGCCGGCGAGCGGCCUUCUGGAACGACGGCUGCUUCCUGGCCUACUCCGACACCAACGCCUCCGUCUCCGCGCCCGCCGACGAGCGCCGCUGGAUGAGCUUCCUGACCCACGACCCCGUCGUCUACCCGAGGUUCUACGACGCGGAGACGCUGGUGGGCCUGGCGCGGUCGCUGCUGCCCCGCGCGGCGGCGAACAGCCCGGGGGUGUCAGUGCGCAUGCUGGCCGCGGCGAGCGCCGCCCUCCGGGCGAACAGCACCGUGCGCGCGGUGGCGCAGUGCGCCCCGUGGAACGUGACGGCGCCGGAGUGCGCCCUGUGCCUGGCCAAGUCGGUGCGGGACGUGCCGGGCCCCGGCGGCCUGUUCGGCGUGUUCGAGGGCGUCCGGUCAGGCGUGGCCUCGGUGCACCGGUACGACUGCAACCUGCGGUUCGAGAUAUCCGCUCCGGUGAGGCCCAUGGGAAAAGGAGCGAGGAUCCGGAAGAAGAUUCGAGAUAACCUUGUCGUUGUCAUAGUUGUCGCCGUCGUGAUCGCGGUCGCCGUCGUCGCCGGAGCAGCUUUUAUCCUUGUGAGGCGAAAGAAGAAGAUGAAGAAGGAGGCUCAAGCUGGCGUCUCCUCCAACACCUAG
Messenger RNA from Triticum turgidum subsp. durum (durum wheat), 975 nucleotides. The record is from the annotation of a GenBank genome assembly. Lineage: Eukaryota; Viridiplantae; Streptophyta; Magnoliopsida; Poales; Poaceae.